UACAUUGUCAUGAAAAAAGCCCUGCUUACAAUCCUAUUUUCCUCAUUCCUGAAACCUCCUAACCUGGUUGACUUGUUGGAGUGCAUUUCAUGCAUUCUUAGUAGAUAGGCUGAGGGAAACGCCUAGUUCAGUCACAGCUAGAGGCUAGAAAGCAUGUAGGGAGUUCAUGAACGUUGCUCGUCUCCUCCUGCAGUCGCUGCUUGUGUAUAUAGCUGUACAGGAGAAGGAUCGCAAGCUGCUGGACACAGUAUGACCAUCCCGCCAGGAGAAAAUCUUACCGGUGUGCCAGAGCUCGUGACAGUGAGUUAAGGUGAAGCAAACAACUACUCACAAAAAUCUUUUCCUUGUGGAGGUGUGUGCUGACAAGUCAUCGAGGAGCUGCUCAUUAUUGAAAAUGGAGGAAACAAGGAAGCUCUCUCCAAAGCCAUGUAAAAGCAAAGAACCCGUGAAAACAGAAUGGGGGUCUCAGAGUGUCGUGUUUACAUAUUUCCAAGGGGAUAUUAACAGCGUGGUAGAUGAACAUUUUUCUAGAGCUCUAAGUGGUGCCAAGAACCCACAAGACCUGAGCAUGAAGCACAAGGGCGAGACUGUUGUCCUGAAGAACGUAGAUAGCAUGUCUCCCCAUCAAUGGAAUUUCUCUUCACAUUGCUCCAAACCAUAUCCUUCAUCUUCUGCUACAAGCAUGUCAAACUCUGGUCUGAAUUUUUCUGCUGCUGGUAUGGCAGGCCAGUACCAGCCAUCAGCUCUGCGGAGUCAUCCAACUCAACCUGCAGAUCUGUGGCCCUUCCCUUCGAUCGGUACUCCCGCUCUUACCAGUUCGGUGUAUCAUCAUGCCUUGCCUGACCUGCACGUGGUAGAUGAACCGAUCUCUGACAGGAAAUACGGUUCUCUUCUUGGUCUUCUGCAACAGGAAAGGUGCUUAACAUCCAUGCAAGAAUGUACCAUGAAGCAACACUCAAGUCCUGCUUGUAUGACUGGACCUACUGGAUUACAAAAUAUAAGUCAAAGUUCAGUUCCUGGGGGAGACAGGAAAGCAAGCGCUUACCAGGGCUCAGAAAAUCCCAGUGCAAGCCAUGCCACUGCAGGUAUUCAGAUUCAUGACAGAAGACGGGAUUUGUACUUCUAGCAACAGGAUGUUUCUACUUUAUUCUGACAGAGAAAGUUCUUGCCAUGAACUUUUAUUAUUUACAACUGUGAAUCAAGAAGAAAUGAACUGCAGCUAUGCCAUGCUUUUUCUUUCGGAUGGAAGAAUACACAUACUAUUUACUAUUUUAGGAAUGAAAAAUCUUUCUUUAUUCAGUAAAUAAUUUCUGAUGGUUGUGGUAUUGAAGGUA
Messenger RNA from Cygnus olor (mute swan), 1334 nucleotides. It is a transcript of the gene VGLL1, whose product is annotated as vestigial like family member 1. Gene Ontology annotation, biological process: regulation of transcription by RNA polymerase II. Gene Ontology annotation, cellular component: nucleus. The record is from RefSeq and is a predicted model, not a curated record. Lineage: Eukaryota; Metazoa; Chordata; Aves; Anseriformes; Anatidae. Bases 395 to 1126 code for a protein of 243 amino acids. The transcript is spliced from 6 exons.